Messenger RNA from Drosophila grimshawi, 1744 nucleotides. RefSeq lists its product as uncharacterized. The transcript has 4 exons. The record is from RefSeq and is a predicted model, not a curated record. Gene Ontology annotation, cellular component: cytosol. Gene Ontology annotation, biological process: neurogenesis. The coding region runs from base 34 to 1653 and encodes 539 amino acids. Lineage: Eukaryota; Metazoa; Arthropoda; Insecta; Diptera; Drosophilidae.
UUGCGAGCCUUAUUCAGAUGUGGAAAGUUUAGCAUGGAGGAAAACAGUGGCAACGCCAAUUUGGGAAAUUUGUUGCCCAACAAACGACCUGGCAACAAGAAUCGCCAGAGACGCUUACCCAGCCGCUUGGAGCAGCAGCUGACCAAGCGGGAGCGCACCACAAAGUUGCCGCUAGUUGGCGCUUUGGUGCACAAGGCGCUGCAAGCACGCGAAGCGGAAGCAGAAACUAAAGCCUCUACUACGAAGAUACCACAGCAGCCAGACACAAACAACCAAGACAACAACAGCAACAGUAACAACAACAACAACGACCCCACAUACGGCAAGGAGAGUUUAAACUGUAGCAUGGUUCUGCCGUUCGGUCUGGGCCCCGAUGGCCACCAUGUGGAUGCCAUACAGAGCGCACCGGCGCCAAGUGCACCACCCGCUCAUAUGGUGGUGCCCCCACUCUAUUCACGGGGCCAGACAAACAUAUACACCGGUGUGCCCAUCAUUGUGAAUCCCUACAUCGAUUUCAUUGUCGUCAAUGGCGAUGAUCGUUAUAUGAUACGCUGUGAGCGAAAAUCGGUGCUUGAACGCAGCGUCGAGUUGGCCAAAUUAAUACAUGCCGGCCCGAACAGUGGCCGUAAGAGCGACAACCACUUUCAGAUAUCCAAUGUGGAUAAGAACGAUUUUGAGCUAAUCGUGCGCUAUAUGGAAAAGCAUUUUAUACCCUAUCGUGAUCACAAGCAUCUGCUGAAGAUACUCGAACUGGCGGAUCGCUUCAAUGUGCCCGAUUUGAUAAUUUAUUGUAUUCGUGAACUUGAUCUCAGCAUUUCGAGUGCGACCGCAUUGGACAUAUUCAAGGCGCUGUGGUUCUACCAGGGCAUUGCGCUGACCAAUCAGCACCAGACGGUGAUCACCACUCAAGAGACUGCACAACAGUUGGCUCGCAAGCAGGCGACCAAGGCGAAGGCGGCCAAACAAUUGGCCGCCGCUCAGGCGGCCCAGACGAACGAGAAUGGUGCCGAUGGAGAUGCCGCUCAGGUGAAUCUCAUACCCAAUCCGAAUCCGUUUACCACCGAGGACUAUGGUGUGGCGCUGCUGCACAACACCCUACAGCUGAUCGAUAUGCAUGCCGAGCUGCUGCUCUCCAUGUCGGCGAUCAAUGAGCUGCGCUUCGAGGAGCUCGAGACGCUGGCCAAGCGUGACACGCUCCAGUUGCGCUCCGAGUUGACCCUCUUCGAGUGCCUGGCCAACUGGAGUCUGGCGGAGUGUGCGCGCAAGAAUCUCGAUGGUACGCUCGACAAUCGCCGCAUGGUGCUCGGUCCGCUGUGCUUAACGCCGCGCUAUCUUUGCAUGACUGCCACAGAAUUUCGACGCUGUUGCGAACGCAUCGAAAUGCUGCCGCCGCUGGAGACAUCCCUAGUCAGCGAUGCCCUCGAGGGCAAAAAGCUAAAGAACCUCACGGACCAGCAAACGGAACUGCUGGAGAAGUUUCGCACACCACGCGCCGAAUACGCCCGCAUGCCUGUGUAUCUGAGCGACCGGAGCAGUCCAAAGAACUAUCCAAAGAAGAUGCGGUUGGCCCACGAGGGUCGAGCCACCGAGGAGGGCUGCUGGGAGAAGGUGGGCAUUAACUGCCUGCGCGUGUUUGUCUGCAUUUUCGAUUGAUCCGAUGGCGAUGAUCCCACAUAGACUUGUUGCAUUAACGAAUAUUAGCGCUUAUGAAUUACAUAUAUACAUACAUAUACACACACACAUA